Linum tenue is the source of this 2084-nucleotide messenger RNA. The record is from the annotation of a GenBank genome assembly. Lineage: Eukaryota; Viridiplantae; Streptophyta; Magnoliopsida; Malpighiales; Linaceae.
GAGCCAUUUGCCUCAUUUCAAUCAUCCCUCAACCUCCAUUCCUCUUCUUCCUCUGUUCUGCUGUCUUCGUAGCAUUUGUAGAAACCCAGAAUCUUAUAUUCUUCCAACUCCUGUACAAUCCGAAAUGCUUGUCGCCGCCGCCUCUCUCAACCCCAUCUCCGCCUUCCUCAGGACACCGUUUGUCAUCUGAAUCGAAUCCCACCCUCGCCUCGCGACGGCCGCCGGUGCUGCGAGAAGGGGAUGAUCCAGCGAGAGGAAGAUGAUCAUGGUGAGAGCUCGCCCAUUUCAGUGUCGAGGUUGUCGAUCGAAGAUGGUUCUUCAAAUCACAACAUUGAAGGAGAAGGAUCAGGCGAUGAUACGGCUAGAUUGAUGAAGGAGAAAGACCAAAUGAGUGUUCAACGUCGUUUGGAACGGUUUUUUCGUGAAAGAAAGAGGCUAUUGUUUGUAGGACCUCAACAAUUUAACGGGUAGGCUUUUUCUCAUUCACGAACUGUUUGAUUAUUGCAUCAUUUUGAUUGCAUAUCCUUUAAAGGCACAAAAUAUGAAACUAUUUGAGAAGGAAACGGGCCAGAGUGAUGACAAGAUUUCAUUCAAGUUAGCUAUUCUAGUUAGUUAACCUGCUUCCGUAUCCACGCAAGUAUUACCCACCUCAAUUCGUGCUUGAUGUGGGGUGGAUAUGACUAUUGAGGUAUCCGUUCCCGCCUCAUUGCCAUCACUACGUAUAACAAAGCAAUGACCCAUACACUAAAUGAGAAGAGGAAGAAGAGAAGUAUUUGUGACAUUCUCUCUUUCCACGGCCAAACAAUGGCAUGUACGUGAAUAGAAAUAUGGACAGGACACACUUCCAUUAGCUCAUUGACAACCUCUCUACCAAACUAUGUACGAAACCCUUUACCCUAUCAACCAAACCCUCUUAUCAUCUACUUUCGGUUUCUUGUCAUGUUCUACAUUUCUUACAACAAUAGAUGAGAUAAUUUGAAAUUGAUACACUUGUUUCAAUUAUGCUAUCCUUUAGUCACAACCCUACCUACCAAUUAUCAUAUGAUGGGUUGGUCACACAAAAAAACCAUUGUGGAAUAUCCAUCCAGCUUGCAAUUGCCUAUAUAAACAACUCCCUCCGCAAUUGCUUUGUUCACUACACCCAAGUAGCCAUAACAAACAACUACCUCCCCCCACAACCACUUUGUUCCCUCCACCCAAGUAUCCAUAACAAACAACUUCCUCCACCCAAGUAUCCAUAACGAAAAGUAAAAGAAGAACUAAAAUGGCCAAAUCGUCUGCUUUCAUUGAACUAUUGUUCCUUCUCCUUCUUUGUUAUGCAUGUCGAGAAGCAACCGGAAGAAGCGUGCCGGAGGACGAGUUACGAGUGAUCAAGCAACCGGAAGAAGCGUGCCGAAGGACAAGUUACGAGUGAUCAUGGUUUUCUAAAUACUUAGAGGUCUUCUUGAUCACUCGUAACUCGUCCUCCGGUCCAGUUCUUCCGGUUGCUUCUCGACAUGCAUAACAAAGAAGGAGAAGGAACAAUAGUUCAAUGAAAGUAGAGGAUUUGGCCAUUUUAGUUCUUCUUUUAUUUUUCGUUAUGGAUACUUGGGUGGAGGAAGUUGUUUGUUAUGGAUACUUGGGUGGAGGGAACAAAGCGGUUGCGUAGGGAUGGAGCUGUUUGUUAGGGAUACUUGGGUGGAGAGAACAAAUCAGUUGUAGAGGGAGCUAUAUAGGCAAUCACGAGGAGAUGGAUGUUCCACAAUUGUUUUUUUAUGUGGCCAACCCAUCAUAUGAUAAUUGGUAGGCAAGCACGUGACCAAAGGAUAACAUAAUUGAGACAAGUGUAUCAAUUUCAAAUGAUUCCAUUUAUUGUUGUAUUGUCAUUUAAAGAACGAAAAUGACAAGGAACGGAAAGUAGAUAAUGGAGUUUGGUUGAUGGGGAAAGAGGGGUUCAUACAUAGUUUGGUCGAGAGGUUGUUAAUGAACUAAUGGAAGUGUGUCUUGUCCAAUAUUUCUAUUCACGUUCAAUGCACAUGCAAUUGUUUGGUAGUGAGAAUGACACAAAGACUUCAAUACUACUUCUUCUUCUCAUUUAGUGUAGG